AUGGCUCUUCUCUGCUUCAGUUCUCUCUCUUCUCUCUCUUCUUCAUCUUCCUCGCGUCUUCUUCAACCUUCGCCUUUUGCUUCACCAGUUUUCAGGGUUAAGCCCAAUGUCGUAGAGUACAAGAACAAAGUCUCUCUCAGUGCUUUCAACUUGAGAAGUAGCCAUGGAAGAGCAGCGAUUGUGAAGGCUUCUGCUUCUGGUGUGGACGGUACCGAGCCCGAGAGCAACGAGGAACCAAAGACUGGCGUUGCUGCUGUUCCGGUGGAUAAACUACCAUUGGAAUCAAAAGAAGCUAAAGAGAAACUGUUGUUGGAACUGAGGAUGAAGAUGAAGCUGGCCAAGAAGAUUAGGCUACGCAGGAAACGGCUUGUUCGUAAGCGUAAGAUGAGGAAGAAGGGUCGAUGGCCACCUUCGAAGAUGAAGAAGCUCAAGAAUGUUUAG
This is a messenger RNA of Arabis nemorensis, 441 nucleotides long. The record is from the annotation of a GenBank genome assembly. NCBI's taxonomy places the organism in Eukaryota, Viridiplantae, Streptophyta, Magnoliopsida, Brassicales, Brassicaceae.